This is a messenger RNA of Owenia fusiformis, 2099 nucleotides long. The record is from the annotation of a GenBank genome assembly. NCBI's taxonomy places the organism in Eukaryota, Metazoa, Annelida, Polychaeta, Sabellida, Oweniidae.
AUGUUGACUGCUGGGCUCAGAUGCAAGUUAGACCCCAAGCUGAGGAAUCAAUCACUGCUUGUCAUAAUGAGAAAUUGGGGAAUGUUUAUAUAUGCCAUGUUUUAUGAUGAACUAACAGAGAAAUAAGUAUUCAUGGAUAUCACAUAUAAAUUUAAUGAAUCUGCUGUGGAUAUUGAUUGCAAAAUGAUCAAUCCUAACAGUACAAAUAUGGAGUCGCAUGUAGCAGGUCUUGAUACUCAACAAAAACUAUUGUCUUCCAGUGAUAUAAAACAAGAAAAUGUGAAUCCAAAUGAAUCAGAUGAACUUAAUGUACCAGCUAGUCUGAAUAUUGAGUUAGAGCUUUUCCGUUCCAGUAAUAUUAAACAGGAAGUUAUGAGCCCAUUUGAUGAACAAGAAAACUAUUAUUAAUCCUUGUGCUGAACCAAGCAGACCUGCUUUGAAUUUUAGUGAACAGAAAAUGACUGAAAGUGAAACAACAUCCAGCAAUAUAACAAAUGUUCCAGAUUUGAAUACUAAUCAGAAAUCUAUAGUUAUUGAUUUUGACAUGUCCACAAAGUUCAAUGAAAAGAAAAUAACUGAACAGAUUUCUGGGAACACUACGAUGACACCGCUUUUGAAUUCUCUGGGGACAUCUACAUGUAGUAUUCCUACUGAUUCAAUCCAGAGAAACUCACCCCAAGUGAAAUCACAACCUGAUAUUGAACAAGAAAAAACAGAUUUUACCGAGUUUGGUAAAACUAAAUACCAGUGUAAGAAGUGUCUAAAAAUUUGUAGUAGAUCAUAUAGCCUGAAAGCUCAUGAAAAGACACAUCUUAAUGAGCCUGUCAUGAAUUACAAAUGUCUCCACUGUGAUAUUUUCUUCAGUAAUGCGUAUGAUUUCAAAAGGCAUGAGAGUCAACAUGAUGUCAAUGAAAAAUAUAAAUGUAAGCUUUGUUUAUUUACUUGUACGAGGGCCAGUAGUAUGUCAUUGCAUCAGAAGACACACCGUGUGAAGCCAUACAAAUGUAAAUACUGUGAAAAUUGCUAUACUCAUGAAUUUAAUUUAAAACUGCAUGAGAGAGGACAUAUAGGCCAAGUUGGAUGUGUGCAAAUUAGAUGCGAGGCAUGCAGUAAAUGUUUUGACAGGGAAACAAGUCUGAAAAUUCACAACCAAAUGCAGAACAGCAAGAAAGGUUCCAUUAAAUGUAAAAUCCUUUGUGACCAGUGUUUUAAGGAUAGGAGUAAUUUGAAAAAGCCUGAGACAAAAGUCACAAAACAAACUGAUAGGAAAUCGGUUAAGUGCAAAUUCUGCACUAAAUCAUUUAGUUUGAAUACAUCUUUGAAGAUUCACGAAAAGAGGCGUCAUUGUAAUAAAAUCAAAAACCCAUUGAAAUCAUACAAAUGCGUUCCUUGCGGUAAAAUUUUCAAAGAUGUGCUGAAUCUUUUAAGUCAUUCAAGGAUACAUACCAAAAGAAACAGUGAGAAUUUAAAAGGGCAGAAAAGUAUUACCAAGAAGGAAAAGAAGCCGCACCAGUGUAUGUAUUGCGGUAAAUUGUUUGAAAAAGCAUACCAAGUCAAGGAGCAUGAGCGAAUUCACACUGGUGAAAGACCAUUUCAGUGUUUAACUUGUGGCCAAACAUUCAUUAGGAUUAGUGUAUGGAAGGAACAUCAACAGAGGCAUGUUACCAGUUACAAACCAUUCAAAUGUGAGUUCUGUAGCAAAGGAUUCUGGAGAAAGCCAAAUUUGGCAAAACAUACAAGAAUACAUACUGGUGAUAAGCCAUUUGCUUGUCAGUAUUGUGGCAAAUUGUUCAUUGCACGAACUAAUAGGAAUCAACAUGAAAGAGUUCAUACUGGUGAAAAGCCAUAUAAAUGUAAAUAUUGUGAUAAAACUUUUAGUCAAACAAGUAACAUGAGGCAGCAUGAGAAAACGCAUGUUGUCAAAUAACACAGUAUUUCUAGUGUGUAUGUAUGUAUAUCUUUAUUGCCCUGUAUGAAAAGGAAAUACAUGUUGUCAAGUGACACAGUAUUUUUAGUAUGUAUGUUUGUAUAUCUUUAUUACCCUUUAUGAAAAGGAGAUACAUGUUAUUGAUACAGUGUGUAUGUAUGUAUAUCUUUAU